CCGGCCUCUGCGAGUGGCCACAGGAUCACGUGCUGUGCUUCGUGAGAACUCCUUGUUGCUUCCCACUUACGUAAUUUGCCGCUCGGCGUCUCUUUUUAGCUGCUCUUCUUCUUCGCAUUUGUAUGCGCAUUAAUAGCUCUGCGAAAGCCGACGCACGCUACCUCGAUCUCGUCGUCGUCCCAAAUCUCUGUGAUUAAAACACGCGCAACUAACGUCAGCAGAGCAGGAGAGAGACAGAGAGAGGCUCCACGCGCGGUUGGUGGAUUUAUUGCUUCGCUUCAGUUCAUACCAAAUCCAACAUUCUCCUCUGCUGCCUCUUUCUUGCUUCUACGCACGCUCUCCGCCUCCUGCUCGCUCUUGCAUGAGGAUCGACGAGCGGAAUGGAAGAAUGUUUGUUUGCCAGGGAAUUGAGUGGUGGUGGAAGCGAGAAGGCGCAGCAGAGAAAACAGAGUGAAACGUCGGCGGCGGAGGCGCUGAGUUGCCCGCGGUGCGAGUCUACGGAAACCAAGUUCUGUUACUACAACAACUACAGCAAGCUGCAGCCGCGGCACUACUGCCGGGCCUGCCGCCGGCACUGGACCAACGGCGGCGCGCUCCGCGACGUGCCCGUGGGCGGCGGCCGCAAGAACAAGCGCAUCAAAGGAAGCCCAGGGAGCAAGCGCACCGACGUCACGCUACCGGAGGAGGAGGAAAACCACAGUAGCAGCAGCGGCGCCUUGGCUUCCAUGAACGCGGCGCCGGAGAGAGGACUCGGUUCCCUGUUCUGUCCGGAGCCGGGCAUUCUGGGGGGCAUUCCCUUCUCGCCCUUGCUCUACGAUCACGUCGGUCAACAGGACGGCGGGCUCUUCGCGAUGGAAAGCGCGACGAGGCAUCUGUCGCCGGCGAGCAACUUGAGCCACUGGGACGACAUCAUCGACCUCGUCAACCUCGAACUCAAGCCGCCGGCCUCCGAGCUUACCGAUCACACUUUGACUUAUCGAUGAUCACAAAUGACGCUGUUGCUGGGAUUUUUUGUAACAGAGGUUGGAACAAUUCGGAGCUCGGGUUAUAAAUUGCCUUCAUGGUUGCGCAGGCAAACAUUAAAUUUCCAAGAUCGAUCGAAGUUACUGAGCCUGAUCGACAUCUGUUUCUCAUUUUCAUUUACAUCUCUCCAUUUUCAUGUUUUUUUUGUUGGGAUUUACCUAGUAUUGGACGAUCAAGACUGCAAGUUUCCAA
Messenger RNA from Zingiber officinale, 1215 nucleotides. Its product is annotated as dof zinc finger protein DOF1.7-like. Gene Ontology annotation, biological process: regulation of DNA-templated transcription. Bases 381 to 983 code for a protein of 200 amino acids. The record is from RefSeq and is a predicted model, not a curated record. The transcript is spliced from 2 exons. Lineage: Eukaryota; Viridiplantae; Streptophyta; Magnoliopsida; Zingiberales; Zingiberaceae. Gene Ontology annotation, molecular function: DNA-binding transcription factor activity; DNA binding.